Messenger RNA from Glarea lozoyensis ATCC 20868, 1014 nucleotides. RefSeq lists its product as uncharacterized. The coding region runs from base 1 to 1014 and encodes 337 amino acids. Lineage: Eukaryota; Fungi; Ascomycota; Leotiomycetes; Helotiales; Helotiaceae. The record is from RefSeq and is a predicted model, not a curated record. The transcript has 3 exons.
AUGGCCACGCCGCAACCUCACACCGCAGCAUCAACAUCUCAGCCCAUGGCAAAAUCAUUCCCUCUCCAAAAGCUGCCCACAGAAAUAAUUUCCGCCCUCUACCCAUAUAUCCUCUCCAAUUUCGCCGAAGAAGUCCACAGGAGCACAAACAACACAUCGACGCACUCCGCAGAACUGACAUGUCGACCUCGCGGCUGGAAGGGACUCUCAGAAGAAGGUUGUUUGGCGUUAAUCAGACCAUGUCCUUUUGAGAAAGCUAUGGAGGCUGUGUUCUGGAUCUGGCAGGACUAUCGCAAAUACCGGAUUCGAAACUCGAUGUUCGUGACUAUGUUUUGGGGUCUUAUUAACGAGAUGGGUCAAUUUAACGAUUUCACUCGAGAUGCGUUUUCCUUGGUAGUGAACUUGCGAACAGACCUUCCACCCAUGAUGACACAGAAUAUUCGUCAGCUUCUGUUCCGCAAAGAAAGCUGGAAGUGUAGAACCAGUGAAGCUAUUGGUGAUGAGUUCGGGUUCGUGUUUGACAACCUCCUUGAUGGCAUAUAUCCAAGUUCACCAAAUCUUUCAAUAUCCUCUCCGCUUCUUCCUGAGCUGAGGACCAUAUACAUCAGUGGCUUUGAGCACGGGGAACCUCACUCCCGUGUGGCUCGAUACAACCAAUUUCGGGACGCCAACGUUGCCAACCGUUACCACACCCUUGACAAGGUCAAUAUGUAUACCACCUUAUAUCGUUUACUCUUCCUAGCCGGCAGAGCACCAGGCAACAAGAUUUCUAGACUUGGCCUUAGCCACUCGCCAGACUGCGGAAGCGUGUUUCGCUGUUUUUGGGAGGACUUUGAGAUGUUAAUCCGUCCAUUCACGAAGCGAUUAAGCUAUAUUGACGACUCCUUCCUGGAUACCCACGAGGAGUAUAUGUACAUCCAUGAGUUUGCAGAGUCAGAUGGGACAGGUUCCACAUUGAACUGGGAUGUUUUAAUGGCAUGGAGGAAGGACGCUCUCCUAGCACGCAACGGUUAG